This is a messenger RNA of Cylas formicarius (sweet potato weevil), 757 nucleotides long. RefSeq lists its product as uncharacterized. The record is from RefSeq and is a predicted model, not a curated record. Lineage: Eukaryota; Metazoa; Arthropoda; Insecta; Coleoptera; Brentidae. Bases 27 to 752 code for a protein of 241 amino acids. Gene Ontology annotation, biological process: regulation of transcription by RNA polymerase II. The transcript is spliced from 3 exons. Gene Ontology annotation, cellular component: nucleus; transcription regulator complex.
CCGACUUAGAUGUUAACCUUCGAAAAAUGUCGAUGAAAAGCAAAAAUCUGUGCCGGUUUACGCGCGAACUCGACGAAAAACUCAUCGAGCUAGUGUCAAAGAACGAGGUGCUCUACAACACGAAUCACAAAUUUUACAAAGACAUCGCCGUUAGGGACGACGUGUGGUUGGCCAUCUCGUCGAUCGUCGGCAAGACCGUUCAAGAUUGCAAAACCAGAUGGCGCAGUCUGCGAGAUCUGUACCACCGGAAGAAAAAGGACGAGAAAAAAGGCAAGAGGCCGCGGAUAUCGUGGGAGUACAUGGAAGCCAUGUCGUUUUUAGAGAGCUUCCUGUCUGAGAAGGAAAGGAAGGCGCUCCGUGAAGAAGAUCCCGACGACAUCGACGAGGACAAACCGCUCGCCGCCCUGGCGUCCAAAUCCACCCAAGAAGUCGACCCGCCCAGGCCGCAAAAGGAGGACAACAAUCACAGCAACCCCUCCAAGAAAAUCAAGGUGGAAAAACCUGACGCAUACCAUCAGUUCCACGAAACCUCGCUCACGCUCCAAUUGCUCAGAGAGAUCAGGGACGCCACGAGGCACAAGCAGGACCCCGUUAUGACAUUUUUCGAGAGCAUGGCGAAAACGGUGAUGACGUUUCCGGCGGCAUUGGCAGCCGAGGCCAAACUCAAGGUAUGUCAGAUCGUCACCGAGAUAGAAUGCAGGCUGUUGGACGAGACCGGCGCCUAUCCAGAGAAUUUUACCAAUUGCGAUUGAAUCUU